AUGAGCGGGCACUAUAAUCUAAAAGCGUUGAUCAAGGCCAUUAGGUCAUGCAAGACUCUGGCAGAUGAGAGAUCAGUGAUUCAAAAGGAAUCAGCUGCUGUUCGAACCUCCUUCAAAGAAGAAGAUUCUUUCACCAGAUAUAACAAUAUUGCCAAAUUACUUUACAUUCACAUGUUAGGAUAUCCUGCACAUUUCGGUCAAAUAGAAUGUCUGAAAUUGGUAGCUUCACCAAGAUUCGCCGAUAAGAGAUUAGGAUAUCUGGGUAUCAUGUUGUUAUUGGAUGAAAAUCAAGAGGUCUUGACUUUAGUCACUAACAGUUUGAAAAACGAUAUGAAUCACUCCAACAUGUAUGCCGUUGGUUUAGCUCUUUGUACAUUCGCCAAUAUUUCUUCCGAAGAGAUGUCUCGAGAUCUAGCCAAUGAGGUUGAAAAGCUCUUAGGAAGUAGUAAUACAUACAUCAGAAAGAAGGCUGCGUUAUGUGCUUUAAGAAUUAUUCGACGAGUACCUGAUCUAAUGGAUCAUUUCGUCUCCAAAGCGAAAUCCCUUCUUCAAGAUAGGAAUCAUGGUGUUCUCCUUGCUGGAAUCACGCUGAUCACUGAAAUGUGUGAAGGUGAUGAAAGAGUCUGUGACGAGUUCCGCAAAGCAACUGGACUAUUGGUAAAACAUCUCAAAAAUCUAGUCACGACAGGAUACAGUGCGGAACAUGAUGUAUUAGGAAUAACAGAUCCAUUCUUACAAGUGAAAAUAUUGAGAUUACUUCGAUUAUUAGGAAAAGGAGAUCCAACAGCCUCAGAAACAAUGAACGAUAUAUUAGCUCAAGUAGCCACGAAUACGGAUAGCACCAAGAAUGUUGGAAACUCGAUUUUGUACGAAACUGUCUUAACUGUUUUAGAGAUUGAGGCCGAUAGUGGAUUGAGAGUUAUGGCCAUCAAUAUUUUAGGAAAGUUUUUGACUAACCGUGAUAACAAUAUAAGAUACGUCGCUUUGAAUACUUUGAAUAAAGUAGUUGGAAUCGAUACAAACGCUGUUCAAAGACAUCGAAAUACCAUUUUAGAUUGUUUGAGAGAUGGCGAUAUCUCCAUUCGAAGGCGUGCUCUCGAAUUAACUUAUGCGUUGGUGAAUGAAGGAAAUGUUAGAGUCAUGACUAGAGAACUACUCUCGUUUUUGGAAGUGGCAGAUAACGAGUUCAAACUUGGAAUGACCACUCAAAUUUGUUUAGGAGCGGAAAGAUUUGCCCCUAACAAGCGAUGGCAGAUCGAUACGGUGUUGAGAGUCCUGAAGCUGGCUGGAAAUUAUGUCCGCGAGGAAAUUCUAGCUGCCUUCAUUCGACUGACGUGCCACACACCCGAACUUCAAUUCUACACUGCACAACGAUUAUAUGCCGCCUUAUCCAGCGACCUCUCGCAGGAGAGUCUAACUCUUGCUGCUGUGUGGAUCAUUGGUGAAUUUGGUGAUGUGCUGUUACAAGGUGGUUCUAUCGAUGACGGCGAGGAAGUCAAACAGGUCAACGAUACAGAUAUAAUUGAUUUACUUCAGCUUGUUCUCUCAUCACCAUAUACAAACACCUUGAUUCGACAAUUCGUCUUAACGGCUCUUUCCAAAUUAUCAGUUCGGUUCGCAGAAUUGUCGACUCCAAACCAAUCGACAAACCAAGAUCGUAUCGCUGAGAUAUUAGCCAACUUUUCAAGUAACUUGGAAUUAGAAAUUCAACAGAGAUCCGUAGAAUUCGGUAGUUUACUCGGAUUGAGAGAUGUCAAAAUGGGCGUACUGGAAAGAAUGCCUCCUCCUGAAAUCAGAACUACCAUGAUGGGUACUGUGAGCGAACGUAAACCCGUUGGAUCAACACGAACCGACAAAGAUACAGUCGUGGAUCUAAUAGGAGACGAUAUAACUGCUUCACCAAACGAUGCUUCAUCGUCAUCAUCAGGACCAUCAACUCAAGAUCUUUUAGCUGAUAUAUUCGGAACUGGAUCUUCUGAUUUAUCUUCACCUUCAACGACACCUGCACCUAAUGGACAAGCUCAGACCAGAUCAGCAGCAGCAGAUAUAAUGUCACUAUUUGAAAAUACUCCGACAUCAGCGCCCACUUCAAAUCAACCGACAUCCAUCUCUUCUCCUCCUGUGCAAUCGUCUUCAGGAACAGGAUCAUUAUUCGAUCUUGUUACUCCAUCCUCAUCGGCUUCAGCUCCUGCCGCUCCUCCACCUCAACUUCAAUCUCAAGCUAAACAAUUACAAACCUAUACUGCAUACGAGAAAAACGGAUUGAGAAUCACUUUGACACCGAAAGUAGCACCAAACCAACCUGGAGUCAUACAAAUCCUAGCUAGAUUCCAAGCUACUUCAGGAGAAAGUGUAGGUAGUGUGAAUUUUCAAGUAGCAGUACCUAAAACACAACAACUACAAAUGCAAGCUAUGUCUUCGACUGAAAUAUCUUCUGGUUCAACUGAAACUCAACAAAUGAGAAUACAUGCUCCUGCAGGUGCUUCAAUAAGAUUACGAAUGCGAAUCUCAUAUACCAAGAAUGGUCAAAAUGUUACUGAUCAACAAGAUUUCGCUGGUUUCCCAGCUGAUUUGACUGGUUCAAAGUAG
Molecule: messenger RNA, 2589 nt
Organism: Kwoniella shivajii
Lineage: Eukaryota; Fungi; Basidiomycota; Tremellomycetes; Tremellales; Cryptococcaceae
Exons: 13
Coding region: 1-2589 (862 amino acids)
Biological process (GO): Golgi to vacuole transport; intracellular protein transport
Cellular component (GO): AP-1 adaptor complex; membrane coat; Golgi apparatus
Molecular function (GO): clathrin-cargo adaptor activity
Source: RefSeq, a predicted model, not a curated record